CAGAGUGUGGUUGUGAUUUGUCUGACGCUCACUGAAUGCAACAUUGUUCUGUGUUUCAGGUUUACUACCACGGACCCAGUCCUGGCAUGGGUCCUGUGGGCCAUCCUCCACCUGCCGGCCCUGGACAAUGGAACGGUCCUCCACCGUCCCCUGGAUAUAACCCCGGCUACCCUUCCACCAACCCCGGCUACCCUUCCACCAACCCCGGCUACCCUCCCACCAACCCCGGCUACCCGACACUCUCUGACCGAUCAGUGGUCGGGAGUCUGGAAGAGUAAAAGAACCGAGUCGAGUCGAGUCGAGCUGGGACUGUAUCACAGAAAAGGCGUCAUAAUUA
Molecule: messenger RNA, 337 nt
Organism: Solea solea (common sole)
Lineage: Eukaryota; Metazoa; Chordata; Actinopteri; Pleuronectiformes; Soleidae
Product: proline-rich protein 13-like
Exons: 3
Coding region: 36-278 (80 amino acids)
Source: RefSeq, a predicted model, not a curated record